GCGCUCUGCGGGCGGGGCCUCGGUAGGGGGCGGGGCCUCGGCCGUCCCGGCGCGGUGCCCGCGGUGCUGCCCGCGCCCCGGCAUGGAGCCCCCGUCCCCGUCCGGCAGCGAGAGCGCCCGCCUGGUCAGCCCGCGCGGCGGCCGCGCCGACGGCAGCCUGCGCCUCAAGAGGCUGUUCGCAGGCUCCCGGGACGCCCCGGCACCGCUGCGCCACGGGGAGGGCGGGCAGGACGCGGUCCUGGAGCCGGGGGGGGGCCCGCAGUGCCCCUGCAGCCCGCCCCCCCCCGGCCCCGGCCCGGAGAGGCUCCAGGCCCGGCGGCAGCUGAGCGUCGCCUGCACCGUGUGCUGCAUCUUCAUGGUUGGAGAGGUGAUAGGCGGGUACCUGGCGCACAGCCUGGCUAUCAUGACGGAUGCAGCCCACCUGCUGACGGACGUGGGCAGCAUGUCCGUGAGCCUCUUCUCGCUCUGGGUCUCCACCCGCCCGCCCACCAAGACCAUGAGUUUUGGCUGGCACCGCUCAGAGACACUGGGUGCGCUGGCCUCCGUCCUCUCCAUCUGGGUUGUCACUGGGGCUCUUGUCUACCUGGCGGCUGCACGCAUCAUCAGCAACGACUACGAGAUUGAGGCACGAGCCAUGCUGGCCACGUCAGCCAGUGCCGUGGGCGUCAACCUGGUCAUGGCCUACAUCCUGCACCAGGCCCCCGCCAUCCACGGCCACAGCGCAGGGGGCUACGAGCAGCUGGAGAGCGCGGGGGGCUGCCUGCCCAGCCAUGCCCCCCUGCCUGGCAGCACCAGCGUCCGUGCGGCCUUUGUCCACGUGGUGGGUGACCUGCUGCAGAGCAUUGGUGUCCUGGUGGCCGCCACCAUCAUCUACUUCAAGCCCCAGUGCAAGAUCGCAGACCCCAUCAGUACGCUCUUCUUCUCGGUCUUCGUCCUUGGCUCCACCCUCACUAUCCUCAGGGAUGUCUUCAGAGUCCUCAUGGAAGGGGCGCCGCGGGGCAUCCAGUUCGACGCAGUGAAGGAGGUGCUGCUGGCAGUGAGCGGGGUGAAGGGCACCCACGACCUGCACGUCUGGGCGCUGACACUGAGCCACCCCGUGGUGUCGGUGCACGUGGCCGUGGAUGCCAGCGCCAACCCUGAGACGGUGCUGCGGGAAGCCACCAGCCAGCUGCAGAGCAAAUUCGGCUUCGUGUCAUGUACAGUGCAGGUGGAGCACUACCAGGAGGAGGCGUUGGGCUGCCCGCACCGCCGGGACCCUGGGGCCUGAGCCCUUCACCUACUGUGGGACUGGGGCACCGCAGGGCGGGUGCAGUGCCUGGAGUCCUGCCUGUGUGCCGCACCGGCUCCACUGCUGCAGACCCCAGCGGCCCCAGCCCUGCUCAGAGCGGGGCACAGCACCCAGUUCUUGCAGCAGUGCUGUGGUGCAUGCCCCCAGGAGCCUCCAGUGCUGCUCUGCCAUGCUAGGGGCCAAGCCUGCCACAGCCCUGGGCAGGGUGACCAUGUGCCAGGCAGGAGCGCUGCCCCAGCCCCAGCCCCCAUGGGCCUGUGCUUGCUGCCAUGUUGGGUGCUCCGUCUGUCCCCUCCCUCCCCGCUGCAUCCACCCAGGAGCAGGGGACAGGGUAGCAAGGGGAUGGAGCUCGCCCCUGAGCUCUGGGUGCCCUGGUUUUGCUCCCAGCUGCAAGGCCCAGGCUGGGGCUGGGUGCUGCCAUGCCUUGGCCUGACCCAUUCCCACCUUUGUGAGUCUGUCUGUUGCACCUGUGGCGUGUCUGUGUCUCAUUGUGCAAGGACUCCAGCCGGUGGCUGCAGAGCUCGUGGCCACCAAUAAAUGUGUCAGAGAGCA
Oxyura jamaicensis (ruddy duck) is the source of this 1840-nucleotide messenger RNA. It is a transcript of the gene SLC30A3, whose product is annotated as solute carrier family 30 member 3. Gene Ontology annotation, cellular component: plasma membrane. The record is from RefSeq and is a predicted model, not a curated record. Gene Ontology annotation, biological process: zinc ion transmembrane transport; response to zinc ion. Bases 83 to 1267 code for a protein of 394 amino acids. Lineage: Eukaryota; Metazoa; Chordata; Aves; Anseriformes; Anatidae. The transcript has 8 exons. Gene Ontology annotation, molecular function: zinc ion transmembrane transporter activity.